CUAGCAAAACCGCCAGGGCAGAUACCGUACUCUUUCCAUCUUUCCCCAAACGGGCUUAGUCCUGUAUCUGCCUGACUCCGCCGGCGUCAUUUCUGCUGUUUUUGCGGCCGCAUCUCUCUCGAGCUUCACUCUUCUCUUCACAAGCUCCCCUUCUGGUGAUUGUGUGCUCGACUGCUGCCUCUCACCUCGAGUUGUAGCCUCCAUCUUUCUACACUCAUCUCUUCUUUUUAACCUUCCUUCCGCUUCUGCGAAUUCAAUCGCAUCUCCUCCUCAAUUACCCCGCGACACCCCUCCAGCUUUGCUUCUUCCGCCUCCCGAUAUCACCUCUCCAAUUAGUCAACAUUCCCUUCGUUAAACAUUACACAAUGUCCACUGAGAACAACGAGACCGGUGGCUCUUUGGCUGACCGUAUCACCAAACCUGAUGAGGCUUCCGAGCCCGCCACCACCACGACCGACACUCCUACAAAGUCAAGCGAUGAUGGUGCCGGAACCGCACUCCAGGGUUCGGCCCUCCAGGAGCCCGAGUACCAGGUUGAGGUCAAGCUCAGCGACCUGCAGGCGGACCCUAACAACCCCCUGUACUCUGUCAAGAGCUUCGAAGAUCUUGGGCUUGACCCACGUAUCCUCAAGGGCCUCUCAGCCAUGAGCUUCCGCAAACCCUCCAAAGUGCAAGAGCGCGCACUCCCUCUGUUGAUGCAAAAUCCCCCAAGGAACCUUGUUGGACAAUCCCAGUCCGGAACUGGCAAGACUGCCGCCUUCGUCCUGAAUGUCCUGAGCCGUGUCGACCUUUCCACUGAGGAAAUGCAGGCCACUCCUCAGGCCCUGAUCCUGGCCCCCACCCGUGAGCUUGCUCGUCAGAUUGUCGGUGUUAUUCAGUCGAUGGGACAAUUCCUCGACGGUCUUAGCAUUGGAACUGCUGUCCCCGCCGAUGCUUCCGCUCGGCCGACUCGCAUGACUGCCGCUGUUGUGGUUGGAACUCCCGGUACUGUCCAGGACAUGGUCAAGAGACGUAUCCUCAAUCCCACUCGUCUCAAGGUCCUGGUUCUAGAUGAAGCCGACAACAUGCUUGACCAGCAGGGUCUUGGGGACCAGUGUAUUCGAGUCAAGGCAAUGCUCCCUCGCACUAUCCAAGUUGUGCUCUUCUCUGCCACUUUCCCGGCCCACGUUCACCGGUACGCUGCCAAGUUUGCUCCGGAUGCGAACGAGAUCACUCUUCAUCACGAGGAGUUGACUGUCGAGGGUAUCAAGCAGCUGUACAUGGACUGCAACAGUGACGAGGAGAAAUACUCCAACCUUGUCCAGCUCUAUGGUUUGCUGACUGUUGGCUCGUCGAUCAUUUUCGUCAAGACUCGUGCCUCUGCUGUUGAGAUUGAGAAGCGCAUGACCGCUGAGGGACACACUGUCGCUUCCCUUACCGGUGGUAUCGAGGGAUCCCAGCGUGAUGCCGUCAUUGAUGCCUUCCGCAAUGGCGAGGCCAAGGUUCUCAUCACGACCAAUGUUCUCGCCCGUGGAAUCGAUGUAUCCACCGUAUCCCUUGUUGUCAACUACGAUAUUCCUGAGAUCAUGGGCCCUAACCGCAAGCGCGAGCCCGAUUACCAGACCUACCUGCACCGUAUUGGUCGUACCGGUCGAUUUGGCCGCAUCGGCGUAGCCAUCUCCUUUGUCUCCAACCGGGAGGAGUGGGAUAUGCUUCGCCAGAUCCAGCAGCACUUCAGCUGCCAAAUUGACCGCAUCGACACCAGCGACUGGGAUGAGGUCGAGCGGAUGAUCAAGAGAACGAUUAAAAAUUCGCGUGCCCAGGCCCAAUUCGCCAAGCCCCAGUGAGACUUGACGAAGCAUGUGGAGUUACGCCAACAGGGAAGCUCCCCAUGAUCUAGCUACGGACGAUGGUCGUGCCCCUUGAUGGACUGCCUGGCUUAGAACAUAAACGAAAGACUAACGAAUUCUCUUUUUUUUUUCGCCUCCCCUGCUUUAUGCUUAUGAUCUGGGGCUUUCUUGGAGCAGAGAUAAUAGAUACCAAACAAUGAAUUUAGUUUUCAGCCUCCCAGACGCCUUUUUUUUUCUCUUUUUUGGCCACCUUUCUU
Molecule: messenger RNA, 2086 nt
Organism: Penicillium brasilianum
Lineage: Eukaryota; Fungi; Ascomycota; Eurotiomycetes; Eurotiales; Aspergillaceae
Source: the annotation of a GenBank genome assembly